This is a messenger RNA of Frankliniella occidentalis (western flower thrips), 2351 nucleotides long. Its product is annotated as splicing factor 1. The record is from RefSeq and is a predicted model, not a curated record. The transcript has 10 exons. Gene Ontology annotation, cellular component: nucleus. Gene Ontology annotation, molecular function: mRNA binding; zinc ion binding. The coding region runs from base 217 to 2019 and encodes 600 amino acids. Gene Ontology annotation, biological process: regulation of mRNA splicing, via spliceosome. NCBI's taxonomy places the organism in Eukaryota, Metazoa, Arthropoda, Insecta, Thysanoptera, Thripidae.
AGAACAGAGAACGGAAAACAGAACAAGAACAAGAACAACGCCGCCAUCGCCAUUUUGUGAUCCCUUUCGUGCCUUUGCGUGCUGGCCUCUGAGAUAGAUAGAGUGAUGGUGUCCCUCUCUGUGUCAAGCCGAUUGUGUUGAUAGUUUUUUGGCUUCCGUACGCAGGACCCACUGCCUCAGCGACCAGAGGUAGCGGCAGGACCAGACCAAGCUACCAUGAAGCGAGAAAAUGAGAGUGCCGAGUCCCGGGAAGAGCGAAGAAAAAAGCGAAAAUCUCGCUGGGGUGGAGAUGAGAAGGAAAAAAUCUUCAUUCCUGGAAUGCCAACUGUGUUACCCACAAAUUUAACCAAAGAACAAGAGGAAGCUUAUUUAGUGCAACUGCAGAUUGAAGAGGUUAGCCGGAAGCUGCGCACCGGAGAACUGGGGAUCGCUUCCAAUCCAGAGGAAAGAUCACCAUCUCCAGAGCCAAUAUACAGCAGUGAUGGAAAGAGACUUAACACCCGAGAGUACCGCACGCGGAAGAAGCUGGAGGAUGAAAGACAUCAACUCAUCCAAAAGAUGAUGGAUUUAAACCCAGAAUUCAAGCCACCGCCAGACUAUAAGCCUCCUGUGGUGAGAGUAAGUGACAAAGUGAUGAUACCACAAGAUGAACAUCCUGACAUCAACUUUGUUGGGUUGUUAAUUGGUCCUCGUGGUAAUACACUAAAAUCCAUGGAAAGGGAAACUGGAGCUAAGAUCAUAAUUCGUGGCAAAGGAUCAGUCAAAGAGGGAAAAGUUGGGCGCAAAGAUGGGCAGCCUUUACCUGGUGAAGAUGAACCAUUGCAUGCCUAUGUGACUGCAAGCCACCCGGAAUCCGUGAAAAAAGCAGUGGAUAGAAUUAAAGAAAUAAUUCGUCAAGGUGUUGAAGUUCCUGAAGGCCAAAAUGACCUCCGCCGCAUGCAGUUGCGAGAGCUGGCUCUGCUUAACGGAACGCUGAGGGAGAAUGAUGGACCACGCUGCACCAACUGUGGUGCUACAGACCAUAAAUCAUGGAUGUGCCCUGAUAAACCUAACGUCACCAACAAUAUUGUAUGUUCUGCUUGCGGAGGUGUCGGUCAUAUUGCUCGUGAUUGUCGACAAAAGAGGGCAGGAAGUGAAGGAAGUAGCCGGUCUUCAAACCAAGAUAAAGCCAAAAUUGAUGAAGAGUACAUGUCCCUGAUGGCGGAACUGGGAGAGGGCCCCCCUCCAAGUCGAGAAAAGGACAAUUACCGACGUUCAUCAAACAACAGUUCGAACUCCGCGAGGCUUUUCGAACAGCAGAUGCAGCCGAGGCCUAUCAUGGCUCCCCCUCCACCCACGGUCAUGCAGACUCCGCCCCAGCUCAUCCCAAAUUCUCUACCCCCGCCGCCGUGGAGUCAACCACAGGUCCCCGGCAUGCAGGGUAUCGGUCUGCCUGGUGUGCCUGGCGCUGACAAAGUGUCUGUACCGUCGCCCGCUGCCCAAGCCCUACCUCAGCCUGCGCCUCCCGGCAUGGACUCGAUGCCCAACAUGACCCGCCCGCCCCCACCGGCCUCCAAUGUAAUGCAGGUGCCCCCUCCCUGGCAGAUGCCCAGUGUGCCGCCCCCCAACCUCCUCCAGGCGCCGCCGCCGCCCCCCCCCGCCCCCGCCAGCCAGUCCCCACAGACCACCCCCAGCAUUCCGCCCCUGCUCCCCUGGCUGUCCUCCGCCCAGCCGCCGCCUCCGGCCACGACGCAAAGCAUCGCGAGGCCGCCGCCCACCAACGUGCCGCCCCCGGGCAUCCCCCCUUGGCAACAGCAGCCCCCGGGUCCACCGCCCGCCAUGGGUGGCCCGGGUCCAGUACCGCCCCCCGCCGGUCGGCCCCCGCCGCCCCCUGCUGCACAAGCUGCCAUGAGUGGCAUGUACCCCUGGCAGUCUGGGGGCUACAUGGGAGUUCCUCCUCCUCAACCCGUGCAACCACCCCCAGCGCUAGGCAAUUUGCCUAACCUGCUGGCUGCCCCCCCGCCACCCCCUCCAAGUUAAAAGCUAAUAAUCAAUUGGAGAAAAACCUCUAAAGAGAGAUUUAAUUUUAUUCUUAAACUCAUGCCCAAGAAACUUGAUUUCUUCACAUUUGUUCAUCGUAUGUAAUUUGUGUGUGUUUGUAUCUGAAAAUAGACUUUUCGUUAUGACUUACAAAUUACAAAUUGUGAAAGAUAAUAGCACUUUUUGUAUGUAAUUUGAUUUUUUGGGAUGUUGAUUUCCAUGCUUGAAGACUGUGAAUUCCUUGACCAGACAUGGAGUACUUUAGUUUUAAGUUUGCUAUUGAAAAAAAAAAUGUUCUGCAAUCAUAAAUUUAAUUGACAUCACAUUUUUUU